Molecule: messenger RNA, 1578 nt
Organism: Monopterus albus (swamp eel)
Lineage: Eukaryota; Metazoa; Chordata; Actinopteri; Synbranchiformes; Synbranchidae
Gene: casp3b
Product: caspase 3, apoptosis-related cysteine peptidase b
Exons: 7
Coding region: 149-1027 (292 amino acids)
Biological process (GO): apoptotic process; erythrocyte differentiation; proteolysis
Cellular component (GO): death-inducing signaling complex; cytoplasm
Molecular function (GO): cysteine-type endopeptidase activity
Source: RefSeq, a predicted model, not a curated record
GCUGUCUUGAUUGAAAGUUACGUGCCUGCUUUAAACUACGAGAAGUUUCCUUGUAAGGAGAACCUCUUGUGGAGGGGAGCGUGCUAAUACCAGUUUCUGUGGUUGCGUCAAGACGAAAGGUAGUACGAAUAUCGUAUUUAACACGAACAUGGCUGGGGUUCACGGUAGUGGUGGCAAGCAGAGUGGUGGGGACACUGUGGAUGCCUUAAAAUGGUCGGGAAAGAGGUCAGAUGCAGUAGGUAAUACUACUGGGGAAAUGCAGUCUGUCUCCAGCAACAAUAAAGCAGCAGGUUCUGACCCUUACCGCUACAAGAUGGACUACCCCUGCCUUGGAAAGUGUGUUAUUAUCAACAAUAAGAACUUCCACAGUAGCACAGGGAUGACCGCUCGUAAUGGGACGGAUGUAGAUGCCGCUUUUGCUAUCAAGACGUUCACUGAUCUGGGUUAUAAGAUCAAAGUGGAGAACGACCUGACUGUGGAAAAGAUAAAUCAGCUUCUGUCAAGUGUAUCCGAGGAGGACCACAGUGGAAGUGCAUCAUUUGCAUGUGUGUUGCUAAGUCAUGGAGAUGAGGGGGUGAUAUAUGGCACAGACGGCUGUGAAAAGUUUGAAAACCUGACAAAAUACUUUAAAGGAGACCGCUGCAGGAGCCUGGUGGGGAAACCAAAGCUCUUUUUCAUACAGGCGUGCCGCGGUUCAGACCUGGAUGGUGGGAUCGAGACUGACAGUGUAGAAGAGCAAACAUCAGAGAGGAUUCCUGUGGAGGCAGACUUCCUCUAUGCAUAUUCCACUGCUCCAGGCUACUACUCAUGGAGAAACACUUAUAAUGGUUCCUGGUUCAUACAGGCAUUGUGUGAGAUGUUGCAGCGUCACAAGGGAGAGCUGGAGCUCAUGCAGAUCAUGACCCGAGUCAACCACAAGGUGGCGCUGGAUUUUGAGUCGUCUUCCAACCUACCUGGAUUUAGUGGCAAGAAGCAGAUCCCAUGUAUUGUCUCAAUGUUGACCAAAGACUUCUACUUUCCUAAGUAGGUAGCUUUUUUUUUUAAAGAACAAACAACCUACUGUGGAGAACUGAGUCUAAAGUCGUGGCUGUCAAUAUCAGAUGUCUGUUGCCUUUGGCCACAUGCCAGGGUGUUAUGGUGCAUUGUGUUGAUCGUACAAACAGGAUAAUAUUAAUUUUAAUGUCACUACAAGGAUACCCAAAUGCACUAUCGGCGUGUUGGACCAAUUUCAAGGGAUGCAUUUUCAGUAAGCUUGUCAGUGAUUACACACUUCAACAUCAGUCUUUAAUUUUAGUUUAGUUUAGUUUUUUACUAUAUAUUUACAGUGUGGGAAGAACAAUUAGUUUACUACAUACUCAACUUGUCAGCUUUUUUUGUCAGUCUUUAAAUUCAGUAAAUGCGCAAACCCAUCACUGACUGUCCAUUAAGGUUUUGAUAUUCUAACCAGGCCACAACUUCAAAAUUACUCUUUUUUUUUUUUUUUCCCCCAUCAUUGUCUGUUCAGUUUCUUAUGAUCAGUAUACCUGCUUGUAAACCUACAAAAUAAUCAUAGUAUUAAUAAUAAAUACUCUAAAUGUC